Molecule: messenger RNA, 3721 nt
Organism: Pseudoliparis swirei
Lineage: Eukaryota; Metazoa; Chordata; Actinopteri; Perciformes; Liparidae
Gene: bud13
Product: BUD13 homolog
Exons: 10
Coding region: 1714-3063 (449 amino acids)
Biological process (GO): mRNA splicing, via spliceosome
Cellular component (GO): RES complex; U2-type spliceosomal complex
Molecular function (GO): RNA binding
Source: RefSeq, a predicted model, not a curated record
GUGAGGUUUUGGGGCAGGGAUGUCUAUGUGUACAGAUUGUAAAGCACUCCGAGACAAAUUUGUAAUUUGUGAAAUUGGGCUAUACAAAUAAACUGAAUUGAAUUGAAUUGAAUUGUAUUUCAAGGAAUUAUUAUUUUCUCUAAGGAAUGUUGCCCUUUUGAGGCCUUUAUCAUAUUCCAAACGUUGUUAAAUUUGACAUGCAUAUAAGAACUGGCGAAAAUCCCGAUAUUUUCAGGGUCUCGCAUUUGUGUAUAUAGAAAUCUUUCUCUAGCGCCCCCUUGAGUUAGAAAGCUAAUACUUUUUUUCAACAAUGACCGAUUGACUUGAAACUUGAUAUACAGGUUCACCUGGACCUGCUCUACAAAUAAGUUAAUGGUGGCCAUCAAAUGCGCCUACUUAGAUUUUCUGCCAUUUUGAAUUUUGUAAAAAAAUAUUUUUUUCAUUAUAGUUAAUAUUGGCAUGAAGAAUUCUUCAAGCCACGACUCUCAUAAAGUUUGUUAACUUUGGGACAGUGUUGACAAAGUACAGUGGAGGUACAACAGCUUGAUGAUCGCAAACCACUUAGUUUACACGGUUGGUUUAGGGGCCUGUAUUUACUUUGACAGUCUGGUGUUACAAACACUAGAGCACAUACACACAUAUGUCGUAUGUUUAAAAAAACAUGUUUAUGGCCUUUCAUCUAAAAUUGUAGUCAGAGAUAAAAUCAAAACAUUCAAGGUUUCAACGAGCCUAUUUUCACUCCGUCAUAGCACCACCUACUGGCACGAGGAAGUCAGUAUUGAAGCGGGCCACAGCCGGAUAAUAGUGGAGCCUACUGGUGUUUCCAGAAUAGCUUUUAUUCAUGUUCAACCAUGAGCCUGAUUGAUAAACAUAAAUUUAAGAGUUUUUCCUUUUCCAUUUAAUUUCCAGAAAUCACCGUAAGAGCUAUAUGGAACAAAUAAAACAGAAAUGAGCUCUUACGAGUGUAAACAUUAAUUAGAUGACAUUCAGAUAUACAUGAGGACAUUAAUCACAACAUUAAUCACAACAUUGUAUCUUUCUUAAAGGGAAAACACAGCUAUAUUAUAGUAUUAGCAUCUUAUUACAAUUCAUUUUACAAGUUAAUACAAAAAUAUAGUCACUAAAUAUGAUGUCAAAGCCCAAAUAAAACACAAAGUACCUUGUUCCGUUUCCAGCUAGGUGCUUAGCAGUUCAUAGAGUAACUUAUGCACUUCAGAGAAAAUACUCAUGAACACCUUUUCCUUCAGUACACCGUCAAGUAACGUACUUUUUGCGAAGUCAUGUUAUGAGAUGUACAUCUACUUCCGGUCUCGCCGGAAGAGCUUCUCAAUAAAAAAUACCUUAAAAAACGUACAAAAUAAAGGCUUGCGGGAAAUAGUCACCAUAUAGCAGAACCUCUUCAGAGUAAUUUAAAAGUAUUAUGUGACAAACAUUCUCAUUUACAUGACAUGAAAAUGUUAUACAUAUUUUAUGUCCAAAAAUCUAUAAACAGGUUAUUAGUGAAUGCAUUAAACACUAUUUUCAGAAACAGUGACAAUAAAAAAAAUAUUAUGGACAAAAAUGAUUCAACUUUCGUAAAUUGUUCAGUUUGUGGCCCUCUGUGAGCACAGUUUGGACACCCCUGGGUUAAAGUUAUAUUAUGGGCAUUUCGCAAAAAUGUGCAAUUGUCCUUUUUGACCCUCGGUGCUAGCCGUCGUUUCCGACAACAUAACGAUGGCCGCUUCAACUAGCAGUAAAGCAUCAGAACUAUCUAAAGCUGAGUACUUAAAACGUUAUUUAUCCGCUGACAAAGAUGGCAAGAAAGCGAAGGGGAAACUUAAAAAGAAACUGCGUAAAAUGCACGAGAAAGGACUCAUAAUAGUAGACGAUGACAUAGGCUGGAAACAGAUGGUCAUAGAGGAAAAUGAAGAGGACGAAGAGGAAGCUCCAGUGAUUACUGAGGUGGUUGACGAUCGACCCGACGACGUGAAGCAGCUGGAAGCCUUCAGAACCAGCGACAGGUGGAAAGUAAUCGGAGCUGAUGAAAUUGAAGAUGUGGAAGGCAGCGACCUUCCAGAGCCUGUGGAAUCGAGCGGGAGUCGCCAUGACUCUCCAGACGCAUCCCCACCUCGUAGAGGUCGCCAUGACUCUCCAGACGCAUCCCCCUCUGGCAGAGGUCGUCAUGACUCUCCAAACUUGUCGCCUCAGAGGCGACAGUCAGGGAAAAGUAAAGAGGAGAAAGAUUCAUCCCCUGCCAGAAGAAAGCCCAAUAAAAGUCGUUCACCUAAUUCUCAACGGUCACCGCUGGCAAAGAGGACUCAGAACCGGCACGAUUCAGACCUUGACCAGUCUCCUCCACGGAAAAAGACCCAAAAGGGAGGAGCUUCAGACUCCGACCAGUCUCCUCCAAGGAGGCGGCCACGAAGUGGAAAGAACUCUGAUGAAGAUCUGUCGCCACCGCGUAGGCCCGGCCAGUCACAGGGCCCGAGGAUGCUUUCUGGUGGGAAGGCCGGUCUGGUUUCUGCAGAUGUUUUAAGGAAUGAACAGGAGGAGAACCGUCGCAGAGAAAAGAACAACAAGCCACUGGAAGAUGAAUCCCGCAAUGCCCAGACGGUGUUCCGAGACAAGACUGGUAAAAAGAGAGAUUUGGAAACUGAGAGGGAAGAAAAGAAGAGAAAAGAUGGUGAAAAAGCAGCAAAGGCUGAGAAAUAUGCUCAGUGGGGUAGAGGAGUGGCACAGGGCGAGAUGCAUCAGCAGAAACUUGAGGAUGCGGUUCAUGAAGCCCAGAAGCCUCUGGCACGGCACCGCAAUGAUGAGGAUCUUGACCGCAUGUUGAGAGAGCAACAAAGGGACGGCGAUCCGAUGGCUGCGCUGAUCAGACGCAAAAAGGAACGCAAUAAGUCACAAGUCAAACCUCGAUAUAAAGGCCCUCCCCCCCCUCCAAACCGCUUCAAUAUUCUACCGGGCUAUCGCUGGGAUGGAGUUGACAGGUCAACUGGUUUUGAAAAGAAACGCUACUCUCGAAUGGCAGAUAAAAAGGCCGUCCAGGAGGAGGCGUAUAAAUGGAGCGUGGAGGACAUGUAAUGGAAGCUGUAGAGCGGAAAAGGCUCAUCCAUAGAAUUUGAAAAUCUAAUCAAUGCUGGGAAAGCAACUGCAGAUUCGACGCAUCAACUCAACAAAACUGAUAUUUUGAAAUGGACAGAACUAUUGUUUUCCUUUUUCAAAGCUUGUUUGAUACUGUACAGUGGACUUCAGGCGACAGCAAAGUGAUUCACCAUAAUUGUACAUAGCAGCGAAGAAACAUCAUCUUUAUUAUUUUGUAAUAACUGAGUCACGGUGGAGCCUAAACAAUUGUUUUUCACUGUUUUUAUUAAAUAAUUUUUCCGUAAAGAACAGUGCCUUUGUCCCAAAUGUUCACAUACUGCAAUGAAAUUUGGAAACUAUAUGAAUAUAGCUAAUAUUCAGUCAUUUCAUAUUACUAAGAUGUAUUUUAUGCAGUACUGAAGUAUUUAACCCUGAUUAUAUUUAAACAUUAUUUUGCAUGGUAAAGAUUGUUUUGUCAAACUACGUUUUCAAUGUCAUAAAUUAACUCACAAAAACAAACCUAUUUUUUUAAACCUCGGCUUGAAAAUUGCAUGUUCUCUUCUUUUCCUUCUCUAAUCUUUUCUUUAUUAUUUGUGUUGUGUUUAGAGCAUGUACAAGUGGAUAAUAUAUUAUUAAAUCCACGAUUUUCUCAUUUUAA